GCUCGGCCGAGAGCCGCCGCCAUGGCCGCCCCCGACCUGUCCGCCAACCUCCAGGAGGAGGCCACCUGCGCCAUCUGCCUCGACUACUUCACCGACCCGGUGAUGACCGACUGCGGCCACAACUUCUGCCGCGAGUGCAUCCGGCGCUGCUGGGGCCAGCCCGAGGGCCCGUACGCCUGCCCCGAGUGCCGCGAGCCGUCCCCGCAGCGCAACCUGCGGCCCAACCGCCCGCUGGCCAAGAUGGCCGAGCUGGCGCGGCGCCUGCACCCGCCGUCGCCGGUGCCGCAGGGCGUGUGCGCCGCGCACCGCGAGCCGCUGGCCGCCUUCUGCGGCGAGGACCUGCGCCUGCUGUGCGCCGCCUGCGAGCGCUCGGGGGAGCACUGGGCCCACCGCGUGCGCCCGCUGCCCGAGGCGGCCGACGAGCUCAAGGGGAGGCUGGAGAGGUCCGUGGAGCACCUGCGGAAGCAGAUGGAGGAUGCACUGCUCUUCCAAGCACAGGCCGAGGAAACGUGUGCCCUGUGGCAGAAGAUGGUGGAGAGCCAGCGGCAAAAUGUGCUCGACGAGUUCCAGCGGUUGCGCCGCUUGCUGGUGGAGGAGGAGCAGAAGCUGCUGCAGAAGCUGGAGGAGGAAGAGCUGGAAGUGUUGCCGAGACUGCGUGAGGGCGCGGCCAGGCUCGGGCAGCAGAGCUCCCAGUUGGCCACGCUCAUUGCCGAGCUUGAGGGCCGCUGCCAGCUGCCGGCAUUGGGGCUACUGCAGGACAUUAAGGAGGCCCUGCGCAGGGCCCAGGAUGUGAAGCUGCAGCCUCCGGAAGUGGUGCCCAUGGAGCUUAGGACCGUGUGCAGGGUCCCAGGCCUGGUGGAGACCCUGCAGAGAUUUCACGUGGAUGUGACUCUGGACCCAGACACGGCCAACCCGGAGCUGGUCCUGUGUGAGGACAGGCGGAGCGUGCAGAGAGGAGAGCAGCGGCAGGCCCUGCCCGACAGCCCUGAGCGUUUCGACCCGAGUCCCUGUGUGCUGGGCCAAGAGCGCUUCACCUCCGGCCGCCACUACUGGGAGGUGGAGGUCGGGGAUCGCAGCAGCUGGGCCCUGGGUGUCUGCCGAGAGAAUGUCAACCGGAAGGAGAAAGGGGAGCUGUCGGCUGCCUGUGGGUUCUGGAUCCUGGUGUUCCUUGGGAGCUAUUACACCUCCACAGAGCCUGCCUUCUCCCCUCUCCGGGAGCCUCCCAGACGUGUGGGCAUCUUUCUGGACUAUGAGGCUGGACACCUCUCGUUCUACAGUGUGACUGACGGGUCACUGCUGUUCAUCUUCCCCGAGACCCCCUUCUCCGGCCCCCUGCGACCCCUCUUCUCACCUCUGUCAAGCAGCGCAACCCCUAUGACCAUCUGCCGGCUAAAAGGUGGGCCUGGGGAUGCCCUAGCUCCCCAGUAACUCAAGAGAUUGUGGAGCCCCUUCCCCUCCUGGCCCCUUUGCCUGACUUCUGAGCCACACUAGGGCCCAAGGGCAGGGAGCAUGUCCAUGGGCCAUGAGGACACAGUCAGUGGAAGCCUGGGUUCUGGCUAAGGCUGUGCAGAUGGGGUUGGGCAGUGGACGCCUGGGUGCCAGGGUGCCAGUUCUGCGAACAGCCCUCACAGAGCUCUAAGCCCUAGGUACUAUUUCCUCUGGCUCAAAGGUCCAGGAAUAUCACAAGCCCUUCCAGCUCAGGCCCUCUGUCCUUGCAGCCACAGAUUGUGCCCUGGCCGCCCUGUGCCCCCCUCCCCCAAAGCCCCAGGAACCUUCCUGCCUCAGUGAGGAUGUUAGGCAGGUCAACAGCUCCACACCUACCAGCCUGUCUUAAACUUCAGCCCUGCUAAGCACCGGUGGCUCACACCUCAGGAGGCUGAGAUCUGGGAUCGGGGUUCAAAGCCAGCCCAGGCUGUAAGUUC
Messenger RNA from Dipodomys spectabilis (banner-tailed kangaroo rat), 1922 nucleotides. It is a transcript of the gene Trim11, whose product is annotated as tripartite motif containing 11. The transcript is spliced from 6 exons. The record is from RefSeq and is a predicted model, not a curated record. Gene Ontology annotation, molecular function: zinc ion binding; protein binding. Bases 22 to 1428 code for a protein of 468 amino acids. Lineage: Eukaryota; Metazoa; Chordata; Mammalia; Rodentia; Heteromyidae.